Dissoconium aciculare CBS 342.82 is the source of this 3873-nucleotide messenger RNA. RefSeq lists its product as uncharacterized. The record is from RefSeq and is a predicted model, not a curated record. Gene Ontology annotation, molecular function: metal ion binding. NCBI's taxonomy places the organism in Eukaryota, Fungi, Ascomycota, Dothideomycetes, Mycosphaerellales, Dissoconiaceae. Bases 398 to 3769 code for a protein of 1123 amino acids. The transcript has 3 exons.
CACUGUGUCCGCGAGCUAGCAUUCGCGGCAGAUUUCUUGCUGGCAUCGCAUAGAAACUGUUUGCAGCAUCUGCGCUGGGUAGACUUGGCACACUUCUCGCAGUCACGCUCUCUCACAGCAGCACUCCGCGGCUAAUUCAUUGUCGCUCGGGAUCACUCCAGUUCGCAGCAUCGGCAACGUUCGCUCGCUCGAGCACAUUGCCGAACAUCAGAGUGUGGUAUCAUAAAACACGAUACCGUUCAGUAAUCUCAUUGCUUGCUGGGCAAAGUUGAGGACUCCAGCUGUCACGGCAAUCCCUACAGCCCCCUCGUCCGCUUUGGGCAACGUCCACCUCGGGCAAUCUUGCAACGCGAUCUCAUACACAUAAUAGAGCGUCACGAUCGAUUGCUACGCAGCAAUGGAUCAUCAAACCACCAGCGGUGCUCAUGAUCCUUUCGCGGGCAGUCAUGUCUACGUCGAUCCGUCACAGUAUAAUUCGUAUGAUAAUCUGAAUUUCUUUCAGGCUGACGCGGAUCCCGUCUUUAAUGAGAAUGAUUGGACUCUUGGCGACUCGCAACCUGUGUCACGUGCGCAACAACCAGGCCAGACUUGGUCACACAAUGACGAUCAACUGCCUACGCACAUACAACACGCACAAUCACAACAGACACAACACCAACAACAACAACAACCACCACCACUGCAGCUGCAGCAGCAGAGCUAUUUGAAUCCUCCUGCACAAUAUAGAACUACCCAAAGCAAGAGCCCAGUUCCCUUCACCAAUAAUAACUUUGCAGCAUAUGGCAAUCAGCAGCCGUACAAUUACAAGGAACAAAAGUUCGAUCCUUCCAAAGUAUUCAAGGAACAGUUCAACGCAUCCAAUGUCUCCCAACAACAUUUUGACCCUUCAUUGACCCAAAUCAAUCCCAAUGAUACCCAAAACUUUCAUGCUGGCGGCCACUACAACCCCCAAACCGUCGCCAAUCCGCAGACUUUUGCUCCACAAGCACAAGAACAAGCCAGACCACAACCUGCUUUCAAGAACAACGUCCAUGUUGGCCCGCCGUAUCAACAAGGGCCUUCUCACGCAUCACAGACACCACCAGUACCUGCGACGGCGGCACUUCGCAAUGUUGACGAAGAGGCUUUGGCUCGAGCUGUACCUAAGGGUGUCAGCGGCGGCCUCUUCAGCAUCAUAAACUUUGAUGAUCUUGCUCGCGCGACGAAUACUGAUCGAUUUGGGAAUUAUGUCAACAUUGGUAAAGAUCGCCAGGAAUGGCAAUGUACCCGCAGUGCCCUUCCGACAUACGUUCCACGCCAUUCAAGGCGAGAGCUGAGGUUUCUUGCCUCUAAAAACGUCAAUGCUCUAGCGAAGAUUGGCAAGAAGCCCAACAAGGAAAAGCCUAUGAUCUCUGCAGUGAAGACCACAAAGCCAGCCGCUCUCGCCACGAGUACAACAGACGGUCCUGUUACGAUCAAGGAUUCAUCCAGCGACGAGGAUUCGUCUUCGGAUGAUGAUUCAGAUUAUUCCGACGAUGAUGAUGACUCACCACUCCCAUCUAGGAAACCUGAAGAUCCCAAAGGGUGCAUCGAAUACGACACAAUCAAAGCAUUGUGGCGAAACAAGCGCAAGAACAUUAGCAGUGACUCGUUCAAGCAAGCUCUCGUCGACUUCUGGGAUAUCAUCAAGACAAUCCGCGAUCGAUGGAAGCUUGACAGUACUGCUUAUGCUGAAGCCGAAGAAAAGAAACGCACGGGUGAGCUACCGCUACUACGCAGUCGCGUCAAGGAUCAGCGCGACAUGAUCGAGGUCGCAUUUCGCACUGCCUUGAAACAUGGUCAUCGAGGCAUCGUCGAGCUUCUCGCAGAAAAUUCCCCACUUGUGUUUGUCUGUUUUCAAUUCUUGCUCGAUCGACAAAAGGCAGACGAUCUCAACGGCUCGGUGACACGCGCAAUCCUCGAGACUAUGAGCACAUUCACCACCUUGACCGAUGAAAAGCUCGAAAAGGUUCGCUUGAACAAACUUCUGGCAAUUUAUCAGAAGAAGGGCGAUGCAAAGACGCAAUUCUGGGUGAAGAAGAUCAAGGCGAACGCAUCAUUAGCUACUAAAAACGCAGCUGAGAAGGAACCUGCCACCAAGAAAGCAUCGGAUGCUCCAGCAGCAAAGCCUGCGGAUGCUGCCACUGCUUCCCCAGGAAAAGGUCCCUUGCCCACGAAGCGGCCCGAGGUCGUUUCAGGUGUCAAGCGUGCUGCAAAUGGAGCCAGCGAAGCCAACCCUGCGAAACGCGUAGCCGUCAGCAAACCUACUUUGAAUGGGACCGCAACAUCGUCAAAGCCAACUGCUGUUGGGACUGUCAAGAAACCUUUGACUAGUGCUGUGCCAACAAGCUCUACGACCGCUACAUCUACUGCGCCCAGGAAGACUGUGGCUGCGAAACCCACCGGUUUCUUCUCAAGUUUGUCUUCUGCGGCGAAGAAGCCAGGGACUUCAAUUUCGGAGAAGUCUACAUCAGCCACAGGUGAUAAGAUUGCUGGCGCCCGGAAUCCCAAUCCUGCCGGUGCACCUAUGGCUAAGCCAACAUUCUCUUUCGCGGAGACGAUGGCUAAACUUUCAAAGCCAAAGGAGGAGAAGCCUGUGCCGAAAGCUGAGAAAGAGGUACCAAACGAAACGGCUGAGGAGCGUACCAAACGUCUGCGAAAAGAAGAGCGCCGCAAACUACGGGUUCGGUUCAGGCCAGACAGUGAUCUGGUGCAGAUCCGACUCUUCACACACGAUCCUGAGGAGGAAUUGCAUCACGAUGCCAAUCAGGUCCGCGACGUGUCGGAUGUGGGUGGUGAGGGUCGCAUGUUCAAACAGCAGAAUAAGAUGAUGGACCUUGACGAAGAAGACGAUAUCGCGGAUGAACCAGAGAACUUGAUCGACUUCAAGGAGCCAUCACCUGUGGAUUUCAGUGUCGUUGAUAACGAUGAGCGGCAAAGGAAUUACGAACCAUACGGAGGUGGUGUUCUCAAACCAACCUCUCCGGAGAGCGAUGAACGACGAAAAUACGAGGAUAGCAAUCUUGUCGUCUUCUAUCCAACAGCAAGCGAUGUUCCCGCCAACCCUCGCGAGCCGGCCAACGCCUACACCGGCGAAUUGAGCGAACCGUUCAAAUCUUUCGGCUUGCCGGAAGAACAAUACAUCAAACGCGCCCAGGACCGACGUGCCAGCAAGAUAAACGCGAAUGCACCUUCUGGAUUCAACAUUGCGGCAUUGGCCGGACUGCUGAGCAAGGCAGCGCCACCGCCACCACAGCAUCAACAACAGCAAUCUCAGGCGCAACCUGUCAUGGCGCCACCAGCAGCCAGCAGCCAAAUGCCCGAUAUCGGCAGCAUUCUAGCCAACUUACGGCAAAGCGCAUUGACGACGCAACCACAGCAGUCGGAUGCAUACCACCCGCCUCCGCCAAAUGUAUCAUAUCAGCCACCACCACCAUCAGCUCCCACUCACCCAGUACUCCCUCCAGCGAACAUUGAUCUUGCGGCCAUCCUCGCAGCACUGAACAGUAACCAAAACGCCAAUCAGCCACCGGCCGCUAGUACCCCGACCAUGAACAAUUACGGUCCGAGCUAUGGUUCACAGCCUGGGUGGGCUACCUCUCAAAACCAUAACGUGGCUCACAACGAGUCGGAAGAAACCGAGAUCGCCAAAGCUAAAGCUGGUAAUCCUGCUUACAAGACCAAAACCUGUCGAUUCUACCAGGAAGGGCGCUGCCAGAAGGGCGCCGCUUGUAGUUAUAUCCAUUCAUAGACUUUUCUAUAUCGAGAUGGACGUUCAGUGGGUCCUCUUGAAGAUCGCGGUGUAUUUAUUGUUGCCAUCGCUCUGCAAAGUGAAGGGCGGGAUUCUCUUGUUGC